AUGGCUAGUGAGGAGAAUUUUUUAGUGUUGGUGCAUUAUAGAGGGUCAAUUAAGAAAAGAACACGUUCUGGUAUUAAGUUUACGGAUAAGGAUCCCCUCAGUAUUUUUCUGAAACCUACAACGAGCUUCGCUGACUUCCUAAAUUCUAUAAUACAGAAACUGGGGUUGCAAGGCGUGAAAUGGGUUGAGAAGUUAUUUUAUCACAUUCUAAUCUCAGUUCUACGACAUGAUGUGAAAUACGAUUUGUUUGUCAUACGGAGUGAUGAGGAUUUGGAGGUUCUGUUCCAUUGUCGUCGGCAGUUUUCCAAGGUCAGGACACCUGAGCUGUUAGCAAAGCUUGUAGAUGUGGUCUCCAGCUCAGGUGGUUCGAACCAGAAUUCCCAAACUCCAACAACGGCAGCCUGUUCUAGUUCGAGACCCGUUUGUGCAUCUUCAUCCGUGCCUGUUAUUGCACCUCAGGAAAUGGUGGUUUCCUCCCCGUCCUUUGCAGUUGAUCUCGACCGCAAUGGUAACGGAGAAGUUGGUAUUAUUGAUAAGACGCCAAUUUCAUUACAGCGUGGGACACCGGAUCGUAUAGACGAUGCGUUGCCGGAUGAUGAUGACGCUAAUGAUGUGGAGCCAGACAUCAUUGCCAAUGAUAGCGGUGAUGACAUAACAGAGGGGGUUCUUGGCAAACCUGUUGGAUUUGGUGCCAAAGAUACUCAGGAUACCGGAGGUCUAUCAGAGUUUCAGGUUGGUCAGCCAGUUUCAGAACAAAGAGGAGGCCGUGUUACGUGUGAAGACAUAUAG
Molecule: messenger RNA, 789 nt
Organism: Arachis ipaensis
Lineage: Eukaryota; Viridiplantae; Streptophyta; Magnoliopsida; Fabales; Fabaceae
Source: RefSeq, a predicted model, not a curated record